AAUAAAUCAUCGCGUAUAACGGAAUCGAAGCUUUUCUUGAUGGACGGGCGCCAUGCGCACCACCGGGUGUCCUAUGUAGACGCCCGCUUCUCCUAGGUCCCGAGACCGUGGGUUCGAACUCCAGCCUCAGUGAACCGCUCACCCUGGACGCGACCUCACCCCCCCACGUUCAGUGAAAGCAGAAAAUAUUGUGCAGUGAUUGCCGUAAUCAGCUGAAAGUUCGACAAAAAAUAUUAUGAUGUCUACCGCAGAGCAGGUCGCCAGUAAGAGACUCAAUUUGGAGAAGGCCACCAACUUUAUGAGGCAAUAUAGGGAUCCAGAUUCCAGAGAACUCAAGAAAUUGUCCGCCAACCAAUUCAUGGAGGUCUGGAGUCACUACGACAAGGAUGGCAAUGGCUAUAUAGAAGGGACAGAACUGGAUGGUUUCCUGAGGGAAUUCGUAUCCAGUGCGAACAUUUCGGAUGUUGGACCUGAGGCUGUGUCCGAUGAAAUGCUGGUGGAGCUCAAAGCCUGCUUCAUGGAAGCUUACGAUGAUAAUCAGGAUGGAAAAAUUGACAUACGAGAACUUGCUCAACUCCUACCGAUGGAGGAAAACUUCCUUCUCCUCUUCCGAUUCGAUAACCCCUUGGAGUCCAGCGUCGAGUUUAUGAAGAUAUGGAGAGAAUACGACACGGAUGGAAGUGGAUACAUCGAGGCUGACGAGUUGAAGAAUUUCCUACGGGACCUUCUGAAGGAGGCCAAGAAAAUCAAUGACGUAUCCGAGGAUAAGCUCAUAGAAUACACAGACACAAUGCUUCAAGUGUUCGACGCGAACAAGGAUGGUCGGCUUCAGCUAUCGGAAAUGGCCAAAUUGCUCCCAGUAAAGGAAAAUUUCCUAUGUAGACAAGUUUUCAAGGAAGGAAUAGAAGGUGCCACAAAAUUAACCAAGGACGACAUAGAGAGAGUUUUCGCUCUCUACGACAGGGAUAACAAUGGAACCAUCGAGAAUGAAGAACUGAGAGGUUUCCUAAAAGAUCUUCUAGAACUCGUGAAGAAGGAUUACGAUGCUCAAGAUCUUCUGGACUUCGAAGAAACCAUCUUGCGAGGUGUAGACUACAACAAAGAUGGGAAAAUAAACAAGAAAGAACUGACAAUGAUCCUUCUGGCGAUCGCAAAGCACAAUCAGGAGGAGGAUACGACUGCAUAAAAGUUACUUCGAAAAAAAAAAUACCUGUGUUAACGAAAAUGUUGCCAAGAAUUUACUGAGGAAAAAACACUGUUUUGAGAUGUUUAGAGUUUAGAAAAUUAUGAUAUCAUGUUGCAGUAGAAUGUUUCAAGACACCAAUUUACAUAGAUAUAAGGAUAAGUGUAGUGCUUUUGUUGUUACAUAUCAAAAGUAUCAUUUUUCCUCAUAAAAAUUACCUUGUACUGAAUUUCUAUUUUUAUACGGAAAUAUAUGUUCAAGAAUUGCGUUCCAAGAAGCAUCACAGAGGAGAAUAUUCAUUUGACCAGUUUUUCGUACUCAAGAUAUUCAGUUUCCUAUCGAAGUUUUCAUUCUGAUAGAACAGUGUUUCUUAUCGAAUUCCAUAUUAAUUAUUUCAUCGAAAUUUCUUCAAAAAUUCAUUUUCCUGAUAUUAUGCAUCCAGGAAAACUCCAAAUGCAUCGCACGCUUCUGAACUAUCUGCACAAUCAUAUAUCGUAGAUUUUGAUCUUGACAAAAUAUUUAUAUAUCUGUAGAUUUGAUCAAAACGUUGAAACUAUGGAAAUUUUAUAUUCUUCGAAAUGAUUUUGUGAUACAUUUCGUCGAUUGGCUUGAUUUUUGGAAUGCUAUAGUGGAUUGACUGAUGUUGAUAUUCUCUUUGAAUCAAAUGUAAGUUUAGAUUUUUGUUGGUAUAAAUCAGAAUGAAGAGAUAUCAUUUCAAUGAAGUUAUUUGCAGCAAGGUUAGCAGUGAGAUGUGAAAAUGUGAUCUAGGAAACAGGCAUCAGUCAAUUCACUAAGAAUUUUUAGAAUAUGAGCGAUUUAUUGACUGAAAUGCUAGGUCUAUACUCAGUAUCUAUCUCAAAAUAAGAAUCUUAUUGGAUAUAGAAGAAAGCCUAACGCACAUGAUAUUGAACUCAUUAUAAAUUAUUGUCAUUGUGAUCAAUUUAAAUUUAAAGCUUUCAUUGUUGUUCUCUAAGACUACGCAGACGUCGAAUUAAAAUUGUUUUUGGUUCUGUACCCGGAAUGUUAUACCUACCUUUUUUGCAUACUUUUUGAACGACACCUUCUAUUUCAUAAGUGUUCUAUAAAAUAACGUAUCUGUCCUUAUAUGUGCAUUAUCACUAAUUAUAAAAAGACAAUAUCAUAAAUUGUACGUAUAUAGGAAAACAUGAGACGUUUGUUGCAAUUCAAAUUAAUAGAAUUAUCCAAUGUUCGAUAUAAACCUUAAAUACAUGGUAUUAAUAUUAAAUUUGUACUUUCUUUGAAGUAAUGUCUCCUUCACUGAACGUACUUUGAUUAUACAAUGAGUUGUAACAUAACUACCACAGGAGGAAGAUGCCAAAUCAGAAUUAUCAAAACACGAUUUAUGUAGCUUCAAUGAUACAAAAUGUUUGUACUGUUUGUAGUUUUUUCUCAAAAGUGGGCACUGUUGUUCAUAUUCAAGUUCCAUGUUACUGAAUUAAUAGGUUUAAUAAAAACUCCCUUCGUCUA
This is a messenger RNA of Coccinella septempunctata (seven-spotted ladybird), 2671 nucleotides long. Its product is annotated as calbindin-32. NCBI's taxonomy places the organism in Eukaryota, Metazoa, Arthropoda, Insecta, Coleoptera, Coccinellidae. Gene Ontology annotation, biological process: regulation of long-term synaptic potentiation; regulation of presynaptic cytosolic calcium ion concentration. The record is from RefSeq and is a predicted model, not a curated record. The transcript has 14 exons. Gene Ontology annotation, cellular component: synapse; nucleus; dendrite. The coding region runs from base 236 to 1186 and encodes 316 amino acids. Gene Ontology annotation, molecular function: calcium ion binding.